AUGGCGGUUCACCAUGACUAUCCCGGACUGACAGUAGAAAUACUUGUCGAUGGAAAGCCGCUCGAAGAGUACAAGAAUACAGACGAGGAGGAGAAACCUAACACUAUCACACGAUACGUUGAGUGCCGGUCAGGCGCGGAGUUUGCGAUAACGACUAAGUUCAGAGCACCAUUCACCCCAAUGGACGCGCUAUUACGCGCAUGUCUAGACGAAAUGAAAGUCAAUGGAAAGUUUGUAAAGAAGCAUGGGAUGUUGGAAGGAACCCACUGUCAGUCAAAGAUAACGUGGAGAGAAGGCGGGUCAUGGUUGGCAUCUAAUUUUGUCUUCUCAGACCUUAGCAUCGACAUCGAAGUAGAAGACAACAGCAGUGAAGCAUCCGAAGAAAAUCUAGAGACUCUCAGUUCAGUAGGCACUAUAACUCUUGUACUUACACAAGUUCUCAGCUACCGGACAAUAUCAAAGCCAAGAGGCAAGAAGGUAACAUUAAGGGAAGUUGGACGAGUAUCUGAAGAGUCUGUCAAAGGCGAUGUGCGCUCUCAUACUAUAAGGCUCACACCAAAUACGAUCAUAGAAGCCCGCAAGGGAACUCGAUCCAAAUUGGCUGCAGAGCCUUUCGUCACGUUCCAAUUCAAGUAUCACUCGAACACCGCACUCAAAUCUCUCGACAUCGUGCCCCGCUCACCAAGUCCCUCUCCAACUCCACAAUCAGAGUUGGUCAAGAAGGAAGACACAACUGAGCCAAUACCGGAAAUUCACCCGAACGGUGUAUCACUCGCUGCUGCUCCGCGACCAAAAACCACCGGUGUGACCCCAGCUCCGCCUCAGCCGAAAUCCGUUUCGCCCACUUUCGACGAACACAAUGGUCUCAUAGAUGAAGAAAUCAUUGAUCUCAUCAAGCAUUACCGGGGACAUGAUAACGGGCUUGCGGGUCACAGCCGAAAGCGUCUUCUGGUACUCCUCAAGCAUUACGAGAACAAAGACACCGAGCGUGUCCCGAUCAAGCAAGAACCAGCUCCUAGCGAGACAGGAGUGCGCAUCAAACGUGAGCCUAACGAUGGUGGCAUUGUACUUGAAAAGGGAAAGAAGCGCAAGACGGAAAUCAUAGCCCUGGAUGAGUGA
Molecule: messenger RNA, 1119 nt
Organism: Alternaria atra
Lineage: Eukaryota; Fungi; Ascomycota; Dothideomycetes; Pleosporales; Pleosporaceae
Exons: 5
Coding region: 1-1119 (372 amino acids)
Source: RefSeq, a predicted model, not a curated record